Molecule: messenger RNA, 1920 nt
Organism: Sinocyclocheilus anshuiensis
Lineage: Eukaryota; Metazoa; Chordata; Actinopteri; Cypriniformes; Cyprinidae
Gene: znf76
Product: zinc finger protein 76
Exons: 13
Coding region: 205-1731 (508 amino acids)
Biological process (GO): regulation of transcription by RNA polymerase II
Cellular component (GO): PcG protein complex; chromatin; transcription regulator complex
Molecular function (GO): DNA-binding transcription factor activity, RNA polymerase II-specific; RNA polymerase II cis-regulatory region sequence-specific DNA binding
Source: RefSeq, a predicted model, not a curated record
GAUUAUUUACUCAGCUUUCAGAUGAUGCAUAAAUCUCAAUUUCACAAAAUUGACCCUUAUGGCAGGUAUUGUGCUCCAGAGUCAAAGUUGUCCAUCUUAUAAGUUGCUGUUUGAGCGCCGCCUGCCGGAGGACUGAGGCGCUGCGUCCGCCGCGUGAUCGGUGUCGCGGUGCAUGUCGGGCCGCUGGCGGUGAGCUGCAGUGAGAUGAUGGAGGGUUUGGGGCUUCAGGCCGUGGCUCUGAGCGACGGAUCCACCGCUUACAUACAGCAGACCAUCAGCGAUCCGAGUCUAAUGGAGGGAAACACGGUUCAACUGGAGGACGGGACCACGGCGUUCAUUCAGCACGUCAGCGUCCAGCAGAAAGAGUCGCUGGCAUUUGAGGACGGUCAGGCGGUGCAGUUGGAGGACGGGACCACGGCCUUCAUUCACCACACACCUAAAGACGGCUUCGACCCCUGCGCCGUGGAGGCCGUUCAGCUGGAGGACGGCAGCACGGCGUACAUCCACCACCAGACAGGCGGCGCUGUGGAGCUAAACGCAGAGGCCAUCGCCACGCUGGAGAGCUACGCUAGCAAGCUGACGGGGUCAGAGGUCGAGGUCGAUGAAAACAUCGAGAACACAAACGGAGCGGAGCAGACCAUCAAACAGCUGAUGUUUGAGGGGAAGGUCUGGAGCUCCGGUAAAGUCCAGCAGGUCGGAGAGAAGAGUUUCCGCUGUGGACACACGGGCUGCGGCCGAUACUACACCACAGCACACCAUCUGAAGGUGCACGAGCGCUCGCACACGGGUGACCGUCCAUACCAAUGCGAGGUGCCCUCCUGCGCUAAAGCUUUCGCCACCGGUUAUGGUCUCAAGAGCCACCUGCGCACGCACACGGGCGAGAAACCCUACAAAUGCCCCGAGGACAUGUGCUACAAAGCCUUCAAAACCUCCGGAGACCUGCAGAAACACGUGCGCACGCACACCGGCGAGAAGCCGUUUAAGUGUCCGUUCGAGGGCUGCGGACGCUCCUUCACCACCUCCAACAUUCGUAAGGUUCAUACGCGAACGCACACGGGCGAGCGGCCAUAUUUGUGCCCGGAGCCGUCCUGCGGAAGAGCCUUCGCCAGCGCAACCAACUACAAGAACCACAUGAGGAUACACACCGGUGAGAAGCCGUAUCUGUGCACGGUUCCCGGCUGUGGGAAGAGUUUCACGGAGUACUCCAGUCUUUAUAAGCAUCACGUGGUCCACACGCACUGUAAGCCGUACACCUGCAGCCACUGCGGGAAGACCUACAGACAGACGUCCACACUGGCCAUGCACAAGCGCACCGCGCAUGGAGACUUCGACACCGUGGAGGACGCCGACGCAGAGGUUUUCGAGGCGUCGCCGCAGGACGCCGAGCAGAACGAAUGUGAUGCCAAAGUCACCAUGGAAACCGACGACAUCAUCAGCUCACACCUGCAGGUGCUCGGCACGGCCGUCACCAUGGUGACCCAGGACGGAACCAUCGGUGGGCAGCAGGUCACCAUGGUUACGGAUGGCAAAGAGCUGCAGCCGGUUGCCAUAGUAACGUCAAAUGGCAUCAUGACUGAAGUGAACGCGUCGCUGUACCAGCAGGUGGCGCUGCUAGCAACAGAAAACGGCACACAGAUCGCAGUACAGUUAGAAGAUCAGCAGACGUUAGAGGAGGCGAUCACCAUGGCAACAGCGGCGAUUCAGCACAGCGGACUGACCUCAGAUCAGUGACCGCUCAAAAAAAUCACGUUCAGACGCCUCGUAGAGAGAACAAACAAUUUUUUUACGUUUACGUUAGCGUGUAUGAGAAAGAGUUUCUGCAGUCUUAAAGGUUUUUUUUACCGGCUUCGAGCCAGUAGGUUGCGAAACAAGAUGAAAAUAAAAAUGUAUAUUUGUCAAUAAAUAAGCUUUAUCCAGUAA